UAUCCAUUGUUAUUUCCAUACGGUGAAGACGGUUAUCGUGAUGAUGUCCAGCGUACUGUAUCCAGUGGUAGGAAAAAUGCAAGAGCCAUGAUCAGCAUGAAGGAAUUUUUUUCGUUUAGACUUCAGAUGCAAUCUGGAGAAUCAGAAAUUCUACAUCGAUCAAGGAAACUUUUCCAACAAUUUCUGGUUGAUGCAUACACUAUGAUUGAGUUUGAACGACUUAAUUUCAUUCGAUAUAACCAGAGUCAUCUGAGAGCUGAGUUGUACAAAAAUAUAAAACAUUCAUUAGAUAGCGGUGAAGAUGCAACACUGAGCACUGGAAAACGUAUCAUUAUACCUUCUUCAUUCACAGGCGGACCUAGAUAUAUGGCUGAAAAUUAUGUUUGUACAAUCGAAUUCCAAAAGCGCGGACUACCUCAUGCUCAUAUUCUUCUAUUCUUGAACCCUUCAAGCAAAGCUGAAAGUGCUCUUGAUAUUGAUAAAUUGAUUUCAGCCGAGAUACCUGACAAGGAAAUGAAUCCUACGCUGUUUAUGGCUGUCACGAGUUACAUGAUACAUGGUCCAUGUGGUCCUGAAAAUUACAAAUCUCCUUGCAUGAAGGACGGACGGUGUUCAAAAAAAUUUCCAAAAAACUUCUGCUCUCGUACUUUUAUUGACGAUGAUGGAUUUCCUCAUUAUAAGAGAAGAAAUGAUGGGAGAGUUGUGAACAAAAAUGGUGUUGAACUUGAUAAUUGUUAUGUUGUGCUCUAUAAUGCACACCUUCUUUUAAAGUACCAGACUCAUAUCAACGUUGAAUAUACUUGCAGAGAAAGAUUGCCAUUUCACUUGCCUAAUGAAAAGAACAUUAUUUUCAGUGAUAAUGAUUCGUUGUAUGAUGUAAAGACAAGGGCGGAGUCUAGACUGUCAAUUUUUGAGUCUUGGAUGGAUGCAAAUAAAAAAUAUCCAGAAGGUAGGCAUCUAACUUAUGGAGAGUACCCGACUGAAUUUGUUUUCAAAGAAAAAACGCAUGAAUGGAAUCCGAGAAAAAAAGGAUUUUCCAUUGGAAGGAUAAAUCGUUUUUCUGCCAAUAAUGGAGAAGAUUCAUAUCUUCGCACCUUGCUUAAUUUUCAAAGAGGUUGCACCAGUUAUGAAGAUCUUAGAACGAUCAAUGGCGUGGUUUUUCCUACAUUUAAGGAUGCGUGCUAUUCUUUAGGACUUCUGGUUGAUGACAAUGAGUACAUUGAUGCAAUUAAGGAGGCAAAUGCAAUUCUUACAGAAGAGUCUAUAAAAAACAUAACUCUUGAAGAAAUUGAUAAGGUACUGCAGAGCAAUGGGAAAUGCCUCUCUGAUUAUCCGUCAAUGCCACGCAUCAAUAGUGAAACUUUGCUUGAUAUGCAAAAUCGAUUAGUGUUGGAUGAAUUAAUGUAUGACAUAUUUGCUUUGGAAGAGGAGCAUAAAAGACUAAUUAAUUCCCUCACUGAUGAGCAGAAAGCUGUUUAUGAUAAAAUUGUUUCAGCAGUUACGGCAGGUAAUGGAGGGUUAUUUUUCCUCUACGGGUUCAGUGGUACAGGAAAAACAUUUAUUUGGAAUACUCUUUCAGCAUCUAUUAGAUCAAAAGCUGGAAUCGUACUUAAUGUUGCUUCUAGCGGAAUUGCUUCCCUUCUGCUUCUUGGAGGACGAACAACGCAUUCUAGAUUUCGUAUUCCUAUUCAAAUCAAUGAAGAUUCAACGUGUAAUAUAAAGCUGAAAUCUACUACAGCUGAGUUGCUGUCAAAAACAAAGUUAAUCAUUUGGGAUGAAGCUCCAAUGGUACAUAGAUUUUGCUUUGAGGCUCUGGAUAUGACACUGAGAGAUGUUCUUAGAAUUUCUGAUACAAGCUGUGUUGAUAUGCCAUUUGGUGGAAAAGUUGUUGUUCUAGGAGGUGACUUUCGGCAAAUAUUACCUGUCAUUCCUCAUGGAAGCAGACAAGAUAUAGUUCAUGCAACCAUCAAUUCUUCUCAUCUAUGA
Molecule: messenger RNA, 1986 nt
Organism: Gastrolobium bilobum
Lineage: Eukaryota; Viridiplantae; Streptophyta; Magnoliopsida; Fabales; Fabaceae
Exons: 4
Biological process (GO): telomere maintenance; DNA repair
Molecular function (GO): DNA helicase activity
Source: RefSeq, a predicted model, not a curated record